AUGCGAUAUCAGAUUAGCAAGAUUGAAGCUUUAGAGAGCAAACUGAAAGUUAAAGAAGACGAGCUGAAGUUGGAAGAAGACGAGCUGAAGCUGAAGAACGCAAGAAUUGGAACAGAGAAGACGAGAAAUGGUGGUAACACAGCUAGGACUGUCAUUAGCAUCAUUGUCACGUAGUUAGUGCUGAGAAUACUUAUCAUCUGCAUCUGUAUCUUUCUACGAAAGAGGAAGCCAAGGAAAAAGUUGAAAGUAAGUGAAGCUGUGGAUGAAAUAAGUAGAGUACUGGAAGCCUUGCAAUUUCAAUUCAAUAUCACCAGAGCAGCAACAGAUGACUUUUCUGAUGUAAAUAAGCUUGGAGAAGGAGGAUUUGGUUCUGUUUACAAGGGUAAGCUUUCCACUGGACAAGAAAUAGCUGUGAAAAGGCGGUCUAUGGGUUCAGGACAAGGAGAUUUAGAAUUUAAGAAUGAGGUCUUGUUAGUCGCAAAGCUUCAACACCGAAAUUUAGUUAGGCUUCUAGGUUACUCCUCGGAGGGAAAAGAAAGACUUUUCAUCUAUGAGUUUGUGCCCAAUGCUAGCCUGGAUCACUUCAUUUUUUAUAUAAUCAUUCUAUGUGAACAUGCAGAUCAUAUGAAGCGUCCACAAUUACAUUGGGAAACACGUUAUAAAACUAUUGGAGGUAUUGCUCGAGGACUUCUUUACCUCCAUGAAGACUCUCGCCUUCUAAUUAUUCAUCAUGAUCUAAAAGCCAGUAAUGUUCUGUUGGAUGCUGAGAUGAACCCUAAAAUUGCAGAUUUUGGCAUGGCUAGGUUGUUUGAACAAGAUGAAACUCAAGCCAAAACAAGUAGAAUUGUCGGAACCUAUGGCUACAUGGCUCCAUAGUAUAUAAUGCACGGACAAUUUUCAGUUAAGUCAAAUGUUUUUAGUUUUGGAGUACUAAUUCUUGAGAUUGUCAGUGGUCAAAGAAAUAACAGUUUCCAUAAAGGAGAGAAUGUGGAAGACCUUCUAAGCUUUACAUAGACAAAUUGGAGGGAAGGAACAACAAAUAUCAUAGAUUCCAGUUUGAGCACUGGUUCAAGGAGUGAAAUAAUAAGAUGCAUUCACAUUGGGUUACUAUGUGUUCAAGAAAACGUAGCCAACAGACCAACAAUGGCUUCAGUUGUACUAAUGCUUAAUAGCCACUCCCAUACUCUUCUAGUACCUUCACAACCGGCAUUCUAUAUGCACAGAACCAUAUCAAACACAUCAUCAGGAAUUAAAGAAAAAACUCAACCCUAG
Molecule: messenger RNA, 1272 nt
Organism: Pistacia vera
Lineage: Eukaryota; Viridiplantae; Streptophyta; Magnoliopsida; Sapindales; Anacardiaceae
Product: cysteine-rich receptor-like protein kinase 29
Exons: 7
Biological process (GO): protein phosphorylation
Molecular function (GO): protein kinase activity; ATP binding
Source: RefSeq, a predicted model, not a curated record